Messenger RNA from Macrosiphum euphorbiae (potato aphid), 1311 nucleotides. NCBI's taxonomy places the organism in Eukaryota, Metazoa, Arthropoda, Insecta, Hemiptera, Aphididae. The record is from the annotation of a GenBank genome assembly.
AUGUCAGGCCUACAAAAUUAUAGUUCUCAGUUACUUAAGUACACAAGACUUUUCAAUAAUGGCUGUGUCGCACGUUUACGUUCAACUGCUACGUCAUCGUUUGAAAUGAUUCAACGAGAGAGAAAAGUGUCUGCAAACAAUUAUGAUCCUAGCUCCGUGGUUAUCACCAGAGGAAAAGGGAUUUAUAUGUGGGACGUUGAAGGAAAAAAAUACUAUGACUUUGUGGGAGGAUUUGCCACCCUCAAUCAGGGUCACUGUCAUCCCAAAAUUAUUAAGGCCAUGACAGAUCAAUUAAAUAAACUUCAUCACACGUCAAGAGCUAUAUUUCAUGAUUCGCUUUAUGAACUUAAUGAGUUCUUGACUGAACAAUUUGAAUAUGAAAAAGUUUUGAACAUGAAUACUGGUGUUGAGGGAGGAGAGUCUAGUAUCAAGAUUGCUAGAAAAUGGGGAUAUAGGGUGAAAAAAAUUAAACAUAAUCAAGCAGAAGUUGUAUUUGCUCAUGGCAACUUUUGGGGGAGAACAAUCGCCGCCAUUUCUGCAUCCACAGAUCCAACAUCUUGGAAUGAAUUUGGACCUUUUGUUCCUGGUUAUCAAAUAGUGCCUUAUGAUGAUUUAGAACAAUUGGAGAAAGCAUUGAAAAAUCCUAACGUGUGCGCAUUUAUGGUAGAACCAUUGCAAGGCGAAGCAGGAGCAGUUGUGCCUACUCUAGGCUACUUGAAAGGAGUUCGUGAGCUUUGCACAAAAUACAACGUUCUUUGGAUUGAUGAUGAAAUACAAGCUGGAUUGGGUAGAACCGGAAAAAUGUUAGCAGUCGAUUAUGAAAACGUCAAACCUGAUCUGUUGAUUCUGGGAAAAGCGCUUUCCGGGGGAGUCUAUCCGGUUUCUGUGGUAUUGGGUAACAGUGAAGUAAUGGAUGUCCUCACUCCUGGUACUCAUGGGUCUACAUAUGGUGGAAAUCCGUUAGCAUGUAAGGUCGCGCUGGCUUCACUAGACGUAAUCAUAAGCGAAGGCUUGGUAGAAAACGCAUUCAAGAUGGGCGAGAUCUUCAGGUCUGAACUCACUGCUCGUUUGGAUGAAAAUAAAUUAGUUCAAGUCAGAAGAAGAGGCUUGCUGAAUGCUAUCGUGUUAAAUACAAAUGGCGUAUCCAAUUAUGUCUACAAGUUAAACAACGAAUUGAAAACUAAUGGAUUGAUUUCUAAGUCUAUUGGAUCAAACGCAUUGAGAUUCUCGCCACCAUUAAUAAUUACUGAAGAACAAUUACGUGAAGGAAUUGACAUAAUUGUUAACACUAUAAAUGAUUUUAAUAUUUAA